Messenger RNA from Mus musculus (house mouse), 6806 nucleotides. RefSeq names its product selenoprotein I (gene Selenoi). NCBI's taxonomy places the organism in Eukaryota, Metazoa, Chordata, Mammalia, Rodentia, Muridae. Gene Ontology annotation, molecular function: phosphotransferase activity, for other substituted phosphate groups; ethanolaminephosphotransferase activity. Gene Ontology annotation, biological process: phospholipid biosynthetic process; phosphatidylethanolamine biosynthetic process; lipid biosynthetic process. The transcript has 10 exons. Gene Ontology annotation, cellular component: membrane; endoplasmic reticulum membrane. The record is from RefSeq and is marked reviewed.
GGGCUGCGCUUGCGCACUGGGUGCGCUACGCGUGCGCGGUGGGCGGAGCGCGCCUCUACCUUCUUUACCAGCCCAGGCUUUCCUAGCUCUGCACAACGCCGUGUGCUGCUCCUGUUUCAUUGCCCUGUCGCGCAGUGUCGCUGCCGCUGCGGAGUGGGCGUUCAGUUUUCGGGUCGUCAUGGCUGGCUACGAAUACGUGAGCCCAGAGCAGCUGUCGGGCUUUGACAAGUACAAGUACAGCGCUUUGGAUACCAACCCACUCUCUCUGUAUAUCAUGCAUCCAUUUUGGAACACUAUAGUGAAGGUGUUUCCUACUUGGCUGGCUCCCAAUCUUAUAACCUUUUCUGGCUUUAUGCUGCUUGUGUUCAAUUUCCUACUCCUGACAUACUUCGACCCUGACUUCUAUGCUUCAGCCCCUGGUCAUAAGCAUGUGCCUGACUGGGUUUGGAUUGUCGUGGGCAUCCUCAACUUUGCUGCCUACACUCUAGAUGGAGUGGAUGGAAAGCAAGCACGGAGAACCAAUUCCAGCACCCCGUUAGGGGAGCUGUUUGACCAUGGCCUGGACAGUUGGUCGUGUGUUUACUUUGUUGUGACUGUGUACUCCAUCUUUGGACGAGGACCGACUGGCGUCAGUGUUUUUGUUCUUUAUCUCCUGCUAUGGGUAGUUUUGUUUUCUUUUAUCCUGUCUCACUGGGAGAAGUAUAACACAGGCGUUCUUUUCCUGCCAUGGGGAUAUGACAUUAGCCAAGUGACUAUUUCUUUUGUCUACAUAGUGACUGCGGUUGUGGGAGUUGAGGCCUGGUAUGAACCUUUCCUGUUUAAUUUCUUAUAUAGAGACCUAUUCACUGCAAUGAUUAUUGGGUGUGCAUUAUGUGUGACUCUUCCAAUGAGUUUAUUAAACUUUUUUAGAAGCUAUAAAAGCAACACGCUGAAGCACAAGUCCGUCUAUGAAGCCAUGGUCCCCUUCUUCUCUCCGUGUUUGCUCUUCACUUUGUGUACAGUGUGGAUCCUCUGGUCACCUUCAGAUAUCUUAGAAAUACACCCUAGAAUAUUCUACUUCAUGGUUGGAACAGCUUUUGCCAAUAUCACAUGUCAGCUAAUUGUUUGCCAAAUGAGCAGCACGCGGUGCCCGACUUUGAACUGGUUACUGCUUCCUCUCCUCUUGGUUGUGGCAGCGGUGAUCGUAGGUGCAGCCACCUCCCGCCUUGAGAGCGCCCUCCUUUACACACUCACGGCUGCCUUCACUCUGGCUCACAUCCAUUAUGGCGUACAAGUGGUGAAGCAGCUGAGCCGACAUUUUCAGAUUUAUCCUUUUUCAUUGAGGAAACCAAACUCAGAUUGACUAGGAAUGGAAGAACAGAAUAUCGGCCUGUAAUCUUGACAAAGUACUGUAAAUAGAUGCGUGUAAAUACUUCAUCCAUCACCAGUGAACUGAACGGAUCUGCUCGGCAGACAUGGGAUCUCAGUGUGUGCUAUAUGGACAGCAAGAAUGAAACCUGGGCUCAGCUUGUGGAAUUGUGGACUUUCUAACUCCCAGCUUACUCUAUUUUAUUUUAUUUUUUUUAUAGAGCCAUGAGACAUUUGGUUAAGCACAGUGUACAUUAAACCAGCUAAAUGUUCCUAGCUUCCUGAGUCCAUGGCGUUUUGACUCACAAAGUUAAAGAUGAUUUACUUUCAUGUUUCAGGUCCCCGGGUUGAGUCAGGAACACUAAUGACAUUCAGAUAGCCACAGCAUGUCUUAAUAUUUGAUACGUUAUGGUCGGUCUUUAGCUGUGGAUCAUUCCCACAGCCAAAAUGUAAUGCAGAAAAGCAUCAAAAAAGUCUCUUCAGCCAGAGAUGCCAGUGACUCCAGAACAGGGUACAGUUGCCAAAUCCCGGUUGCCCUCCAGUGAACUGCCUUCCCCACCUGCUGUGGAGGUUGUCCAGUAUCCCGGCUCUUACUGUAUCUGAUAAAUGGUUUAAUUUUCUUUUAGAGUGGAGUGUUCUGCCGUUACUUAGUAGGGAAUGGGUUGUAAUUACAGUCGGCCGUUGUGGCAUAGCUCAUUGUCUAAUUGUGGCGGUUCCUCUCUCAGCAGUGCAUUGCUAGGAUUGGGUGCCUGUGAGCUGUGAUUUUUAAGAAUACGUGUGACAGUCCCAAUCUUGUGGUACUUACUUGUGAGGAUAUGCAGUAGCUCGUGAGAGGAAAUUUAAACUGGAGUUAGGAGUCUCAGAGCUCCACAUCGGCCACAGUUAGCACCCUGGCACUGUCUGUCCAGUUGCUGCUUGCUUUCCUUCUCCCUGGGGGUGAGCUGUUGUGGUUUUUAUUCUCACACAGGAUAACGAACGAGAUUGUCUCUCUCCCCUAAUUUGCCCACCUCCCUAUUUGAAGAAAACUUUUGAUAUAUAUGCCUUACUGAGUAUUUACUUCCCUUAAUAUGACUCAAAAUAAUUUUUAAGGUUUACUGACAACAUAAAAUAAUUCCUUUCACUAUAUUGUGGUUAUUUUAUAAAUCACACCUUUUUAUGAAUGUGGAGAUUUUUUUUUUCCUUUGGACUUUGUCUUUAUUUAGUUUUGUGGUGGUGAAAUUUACUUGCUGAUUUUAUUUUCCACUGAAUGAAGUUUGUGCUUAAAUGAAGAGUGUGUCUUAAACCCUUUUUUUUGGACAGGUUGCACUUGGAUAAAAUAGGCACCACUGUGUUGAUAUGUAAUUAAAUUCAUAACUAUUAUUAUCUAUGAAUGGAACCAUUCUUAAAUAUUGUAGCUCAUUCCUUUGUUGAAUAUCUGUCUGCUGCUUUGUAAAAACAAAACAAAAAACAAAAACAAAACCAUUGGUACGUCACGUAAACAUUUUAAAAUUCUAAUCAUUGUCGUCCAGGCUGUCGAAGAUAAGCCCAGGGGCUUACGUGUAUCUGGAGACAUUCUCUGAGACAAAAAAUGAAAGCAAAAAUUGGUGAGAAGUUGAUGUGAAAAUGGGUAGUGAUUCUGUGCUUGUUAAUAAAUUGCCAUCAUGGAGGCUGGAAGGUGAGCCGGUUGUGUGAGGAUAACUGUUCCGUCCACCUUGUGCUCUGUGUGAGUUUGUUAGAAGGUCCUUGUUUUCUUGACCUUGUACACAGUAAUAUUCAUUUGUAUAAAGGAAAAUAACUGAUAAAUAUUUAUAAAAUAAUGAAUUUGGACCACAGGCUUUCUUCACCUUGUACAGUAGACUGAAAAAUCAUGUCCUAUAAUUUUAGGGCUUUUUUUUUUUUUCUUUCUGUUUUUCAAAAUGUAUGUUCUCUUUAUUGCAUCAAGUGGAUUUAAAAGAAAAUGCUUUGUGCCUUUUGUUUGUUUGUUUUUAAACUUGCCUCUGUGAUAGUAAAGAAAUGUGUUUCUAGUUCUGUUGUCACUGUUGAAUGGCAGAGGACGCUGCUGGCAGGGGGAAGUGGAAGGGAGCACACAGAGUCUCAGAAUCUUGUGAACUCCCACAGAACUCAGAAUCCCUCCCAGCCUGCUCAUGCCCUCCGUCAUGGUUGUGCAUCGCGAGAUGCCCAUAUGUUGUAGCGAUACAGCGGCGGAUGCGGGCUUGAUUGUCAGGGGCUCUGUGUAUCUCUGCCACGCCCCUUCCUGUAACUUUCCCAAGUGUAAACGGUACUGCAAGCUUAUGCAUAGUGUUUCCCAGGUGGCACGGAGUUGCCCUUUGGGAAGCAGCAUCGCGGUUGGAAGUGCACACGCAUGCCUUCUGUACUUGGCCCUGGCCAGGUGCAAGUUUCUUUUCAGGCUGUGGAAAAGCCCUUUUCAAGCUUGUCAGGAAAUAAUCUCCCUGUGUUUGGGAGGGUGUGGGGUGCAAAAAACAUUAACAGUGCUUGGAUGAAGGCUGCCACCUGGUCUUUCAAUGGUAUUUAUGACCUUACUGCAGUUCACUAUUUAAAAUUGCCAUAAUCAUUGUCUUGGUUUUCAAAAAUACUAAUAGAGUUUAUAGGUUUUAGAGCAAUAGAGUGACUUUGAAGUAAAAAUAUAACCAUUCUUUCUUGGCAUUUCAAUUAUUAUGAUUGAAAUACUUCUAAUUCCAAUUUUGAAAAAAAUGUUGAGCAUGUUUAGGGUGUUAUAGUAGCACUGCUAAUAUGCCACUUGCCCACUCCUGAGGCAUUGGGAGAGAGGUGUACAUCUGGGCUUAGCACAUGCUAAAUACAUUAAGGGAGUAUAUUGUAGUCAGAGUAGGUAUGAAAGGCACCUUGCUUCCUGAAGCCGACCUCAGCUCCAUGAUCUAUGGAGGAAUAAACUGGUCAUUUGGAGGUUUUUAAGUCUAGGACGACUUCUUACCUUUAAAAUGUAACUUGAAACCUACUUGUAACUUUUCCUGUCACUGAGCAAGCAGUUAGGACAGAAACAGCUCUCUGCAUCCCGGCUGGCUUGCAGACAGAUUCAUGUGGUGAAUGCCUUAAAUCUCUUGGUUGGUGAAGGACUGGAAACAACACUGAGAAGGUUAAGCCUGAGGUCUGCAGCUUUGACUCUGGGUCUCCAAAUUAGCCAGAAACAGAUGCAGAGAUGGAGUUGGCUGUGGGGAUGCGCGUGUUUGGGAUGCUCUCAUCAUUACUUCUGGAUUUGAUCAAGCCCUCUUUAGGAACUGUGACGACAGACCAGAAUUUUCUUUGUCCAAUGAAAUGUCAUUUUAAUGCAAAAUAUCUUGAACACUCACUGUGGGUGAGUAAUUCGCUGCCCUAUGCCAGCCUUCCAGGAAGGCUUUUCCUUUAUUAAUUAUGUAAACUAGUGGCUUGUACAUAUUAAAUGUUUUGUUUUUGUUUCUAAAUCAUCUAUAAAUGGCUGACAUCACAGCAGGCAGUGACCUCGGGGUGUGUGGUGAAUCAUGGUGGUCUACCUUUUCCAGAGAGAGAGAGAGGAGGAUGUGUCUGUGAUGAGCGUGGGAAUUGGACUUGCUGGCUGAUUUAUUUCCACUGUUUUACAAACUAAAUGUAACUUACUCUCUAACCUGCAUGUUAGUAGUGUGCUUUGCUGAGAGACUACGCCAGCUGGUUACCAUCUGUAUGAUUUUUUAAGCAGAAAUAUAUUCUUUUUAUAGCUAUCUGUUGAGCUCACGUUUAGGGUAGCAGAAGGAAUUUUGACAUUUGCAGCCUUUCACAGGCAGCCUGAGCAAGGUUUGUUCAUUCAGUGAGGAAGGCUGGGUUCCCCGGAUGGAAAAAAAGCGCUACACACGCAUUUUAGAGUAUUCAAUAAGGGCUUGUCUGUCGGUAGGAAAAAACCUGUGGGUGGAACAGAAAGGAGGCUCUGGGCUUUUAGAUUAUUGUGAUUUCCCUUUCAGAAAAUCAUUCUUAGAGAGCUGGAUGGAGUCAGAGCCCAGCUGCUUUAAUGGCAGUUGGACCAUGGCCAUUGAGAGUCUAAAAUAGGAGCAGAAGCCGCUGCCCUUUCAGCAGCACUAAAACGGAAAUCAGAGAUGGUAGUGAGGCCAAGGACUGUCCAGUGCUAUGGGUCUUUUCUAUCACGUUGGCUAAGCUCUUUUAAGCAGUUUCUCUGGGUAACAGAAUUCCUGGUAAGCACGUAGGGAUGGCCUGUUGAGAUUGCUGUUUCUCAGCAGCAGGGAGCAUCAGAGCCGCCUGCCAUCUCGACUGUCGUGUUAUCAGUUGGAUAUCCUCAUCAGAGCAGCCAUCCUCCAGACAAAGACUCAGUUGUGUAUAUGGUUAGUUCAUUCAGAAUGUCCCAAGAAAGCAGAAUUCAGCACUGAACUCAGAAUUUCAGUUAAACAACAAAAUCUCCCCACUUUUGGGCAGAGUGGAAGACAAUAAUGGCCAAGGUACUCAGGAACCCAGGUUUCCUCUCCCUUCCUGCCUAACGGUGGUAACUGAAUGGUAACUGAAGAAAAUUAAAGUGCUGCUUUUGUGAGUGAGGCUUCAUGUUCUAUGCUGAGAACAGGUAACAGGGGCUGUGUGGCUAGGGGUUUAAUUUGGUGCCUUUAUGGGUAGACUUCUGAAGCAAGAGUAUAAUUUCUUCCCAGAUACUUAAAAAACACCACGAGAACAGGUGGGGUAUGUUUGCCACAAAGAAUGAAAAAGAUAGCAGAGAUGAAGAAAAAGAGGACAUAAAAUGUCUCCCCUUCCAGGUACUUUUAGUUGUAGUUGGCCUGCCUAGGGCUUUGGUGUUAGUGUAGCGUUUGUUUACUCUGCUUCCGUGUGCUCUGCAUAUGUACAUGUUUACUAUGCAUACCUGUUCUCUAUGUAUAUAUGAUAUGGUAUCUAAUGGACUUGACUCUUGAUUAUCAGCCGGGUGGCAACCCUCAUUAGUCUGUUGCUUUGUGUGGAUUUGGCGUGCCCAUGGCCCACAUGGAAAGCCACUUCCCCACCUUUCCCCUCCAGGGCAUCUCAGCCCUGAGAAAGCCCUCACAGUAGAUGAUAUUUCACUUCCCUUUCACCAGGGGACUUCGAGCCAGAAAGACUGGUUUCCAGAAUGCUGGCUAUUACUUCGGGGUUGAGGUUUCUGGGUCGGCCCGGCCCUCUUUUGGCUGGGAGGCAGCUUUGGGAGCAGUGUGCUAUGAACUCCAUCUGGGAGAUACUUGAUCUUGCUGGAGCAGAGCUUUGCCCUUGCUUCACUUUUCUGGAGUGUUGCAAGGCUUGUGAUUCCAUGUAGAGUAGAAUAUUCUCGGUAGUUUGAAUGUGGGUUUUGCAUUGUCUGUGUUCUUGUCACCGGAUUCUAGAAACCUUGAUCUUUCAACUGGAUUUAUGUUUGUGUCUGCUGCUAUAGACUCCAAAAGUUAAAGCAGUAGGUUCUAGUUUUCAAUUGUUUAAUUCUUUAUUGAUAAAUAUUUAUUGUAAUAAAAAAUAAAUAAUUUUUAAAUCUUUUU